AGCACACCGUAUGCGAUAGAUUUUUGAUUUUGUUGUGGUAAUGGUAUUUUGUUUUGGUGAUUCAAAAGAAAAGUUAAAUAUUACAACCACCAAAUGGCCAAGCUCAGCCUGCAGAGUUACAUCUCGCAAGGGCACGCGGAUGGAGGAGGAGAUGACUUUCCGCUGCAAAUUGUGCAGCAAUUCUUCUUCGCCACGCAUCAACGCAAAAGCAAGACGUUGCCGGCUCUGCGCAGUAGUAGAGAAACGCAGUCUAGUAUUAGUACAACAUCUUUCGCGGCACUGACACAGCCGCCCGAACGACCAGCAAUCGCGAGGACCACGACUGGACACGAGAUGCAGAAGCAAGCAAAAAACGAAACUUCAUCCAAGCUCGACCUACUCUCCCGCCCCUCCUCCUUCGCCGCAGCCACGGACAAACCGCUGAACUGCGACCUGUCCCACCACGGACUGGGGAACCUCCCUUCCCCCGAGGAUUUCUGUAUCCAGUGCAGAUAUGUCUGGGUCUGGAAGAGUGGUCCGAGUUUGUCAUGCUAGUCCUGGUUGGCACCAAUAAAAUCUGUGUUGCGUGAGCAGCAGAAGCACGCGAGGAUGGCAUUUCUAAUGCAGGAGGUUUAGGCAUUUUUGCAGAGCCUUGUCCAAAAGUCAAAGUGUGAUGCUAUAACUCGCAUUCCAGGCCUUCUGGGCCAUGCGAAACCAGCAUGACAGACAAAACAUUCUUCGAGACGCAGACACAUUUGCAUUUGAUAUCCUGCACUGUGAAACGAAACGGCGCGGACGCGGACGAUGCCGAUUUGAAGACGAAGGAGGAGCUAUGCAAUGCAAAGGCAUCGUCCUAGUAUAAAUUGCAUUACAAAUCAGCCCAGCAUUACAAAUUAGCCUGCCCAGCAUUACAAAUUAGCCUGCCCAGCAUUACAAAUUAGCCUGCCCAGCAUUACAAAUUAGCCCAGCAUUACAAAGUAAAUCUGUAAUGCUGAUUUGCCUUGAGAAAGAGAUUUGUAUAUGCAUGAAUGCAAUUACUACGAGCGCGAUACUUUUGCACAGGAUAGGAGCUCCUGGAUGUCGAGUUGAAAAAAGACACCAGCAUUGCGCACUAUUUUGAGAAAUUUAUCCUCGCAAACUUCGACCCUUACACGAAGAUUCCGGAAAAAUCGUAUGCAUUGCAAAAGUAUCGUACUCGUAGUAUUGCAAUACAAAUUAGCUCAGCAUGACAAAUGGAAUUUCUCAUGCUGAUUUAGCUUGAAAAAGAAAUCUGUCUUGCAUGACUGCGACUAGUACGAGUGCGAUACUUUUGCACAGGAUAAAUCGAAGAAAGUGAAAAUCCUCGAGCACUGUCUUUCUGACACGAUAUCCCACGAAAAAACUGUUUCAUUGUGAUGAUUUUGCAAGAUCUGCAUCACAAGUUUGUUACGCAUGACACCCAAAAUUUGUCAUGCGCACUUCCCAAGGGAAAACACGCUGGAAAACCCAAUGCCUUGCAGGUGUAGCAAGACAAAUAGUUCUGUGUUCCAUUUUCUGCAUCACAGGUUCACAGUGAAACAGUUUCUUCUUGCGAUACACGAAGAAGCUACUCCAAUGGCUGACCAACAGCAUCGAGGACUGCAAGAAGAAAGCCCACGACCGGGAGCCAACCAGCAGCCAGGAGCCGGCGGAGUUGGUGCCACUGGCGGCUAUGAACUGCAAAAGUAUCGUACUCGUAUAAAUGCAUUGCAAAUUUCCUCAGCAUGAGAAAUAAAUUUGUAAUGCAGAUUUGCCUUGGAAACAAGAUUUGUAAUGCAAGACUUGCAUUAGCAUGAUUUGUACGAGUACGAUGCUUUUUGCACAGGAUAGCGGCGUAUCAAAUACAAAUGCAUUAUGUAUGCCUGGGUCUGAAGAGAACGAAACUUUAACUUGUGAUGCUCGGUUGUAGAUGAAUGCAGAACUUCUCAAUGCAUGCACGCAUGUCACGAUCAAGAAGUUCUUCCAGCGGCGCUCUCUGCUCUCAAGAACAUCCGUUACUUUUGGCGGACAUGCAACACAGAUUUUCUAGAGUUGGAAAACAUGCUGUAUUUUCCGGACCCAGACAUAUUUGCAUUUGAUACAGCGAACGCGUUAAAAGUGGAGGAAAAGGGGGUCACGGCGCGGCAGGCUCUGGAGAGAGAUUUGAAGCAAUUGAAGGCGGAAUUGAGAAAAGCACCGGAUGAAAACAAUCCGCAAUACGCGCCCUGUGACGCGAAGAAGGGACCACCACCAAGGCCAUGGUGCAUUUUCUUGGACGGACCGAAGGAGCGAGAAGGUGAAGAUAUCCAUACUGAAGAUGAAGUUUGUACUGCUGCGAACCCAGAGACCAGAUUUAGAGGACAGGUGGAAACAAAUGGACCCUUCAUGGGAUCUUUUGGGGCGAAUAUUUUUUGAAAUGCGGAAUAAGAACAAUGAUGUAAAUCUAAAUGCGAUAAAAAAAUCGAACACAGAAGUUAAUGGGCAUCAGAACCUCCGGUCGUUGAUGAUGAAAACGAUACAAAAACAAAAAGCAAUGGAUGGAAUCUGGAGAAGAAAUAUU
Messenger RNA from Amoebophrya sp. A120, 2536 nucleotides. Lineage: Eukaryota; Dinophyceae; Syndiniales; Amoebophryaceae. The record is from the annotation of a GenBank genome assembly.